Messenger RNA from Bursaphelenchus okinawaensis, 4556 nucleotides. The record is from the annotation of a GenBank genome assembly. NCBI's taxonomy places the organism in Eukaryota, Metazoa, Nematoda, Chromadorea, Rhabditida, Aphelenchoididae.
AUGGCCACUAACUACUACUAUAUGCAAUGUGCCACUCCGAAUUCCCUAAAAUUCCCUGCCUUUGGGCUGAAUUUCCGUCGAAUUUUGUUUCGAAAUCCAACCAAAUCGAUCGUUCUGCUUCGAUUUCAUUGGAAGGAGGCUCAGAAGCUGAUUGACAUCCCAGAACAACUGGCAGCGGUACCACCGGAAGGCUUUAAGGCUGUCGUUGUAUGGUUGAAUCUACCGAAUAUUGUGGAUAAGGAUGUGGUCGAGAGCAACUUCAUUGACAUUCAUUGCUGGGUGGUGGAAGACCUGGAUUCGACCGAAAAUUGGCUUCAGAAUCCGCCUGGAUAUCAGUUUUUGAUGCACAAGAUACAGGUAUGUUGUUUUUAUAUGGAUUUAAAAAAGACAUUAUAAAGGGGAGUUUUUGAGGAGUAGGUUAUGUUAUAGUAGGUACAUUACAGUAGGCAGGGAUCGAGCUCAGGGACGUCGUUUGGGGAAGGGGGGUAAGGGGGGGGCUACCUCCUCUCCCAAAGCCGAUCCGAAAAAAAAUUCCACAGGUCCCCUGUACGCGAAAAAAACAAAAAAAAAUUUUUUUUUAAAUCGGUUCACAGGAGCUACGUGUGGACGAAAAAAUUUUUUUCGACCUCCCCCUCCCCCAGAGAAAAUCCGUAGCGACGUCCCUGAUCGAGCUAAAUUGUUAAUAAAAGAGGUGAGGAGCGGUAUGAUAUAGAUUAAGAAAGGCAGGAUAAGGAGAGUUUUUGAGAACUAAGUUAUAUUAUAGUAGGUAUGUUAUAGUAGGUAGGGAUCAAACUAAUGGGUUAGAGAAGAGAUGAGGAAGGUAAAGUUUACUUCAUAAAACUAUGAGUAUAAAUUACGCCGAAGCUAGUAUUUUUUAAAUUUCAGACAGAACUGACUGAUUAUGUGGAUGAAUCUGCCUUUCAACCAACGUUCAUGGAGGUAUACCUAAAAGACGCGCACAAAGAUACGAUGGCGGAUGAUACAGUCGGCUUGGAAGGUAAUUUUUUUAAAAGUUAACUGGAAAAUACGAUGUUAUAUCUACGUUAACAAUAGCUUUCGCAAAAAUAUAGCAAAAUUGCUCAGAAUCAAGUUUUCGUGGCGGGACUCAAAGUUUUUUAAAAAAUUUUUACAAUAAAUAACUUUGUGCCAUUUUUAAUAAGACCUUAUAGAAUUAAGCUUAACAUUUUUAUUAUAUUUUUGCAACAAAUUUUAAACUUUGUUUUAAAAUGGUUUUGAUGUGGUAUAUUAUAAAGGUUAAUAUUAGGUUGUUCAAAUAAUUCAGACCCCUCUCAAAGAAAAUUUUUUGGGGUUAUGAGGCCUAGAACUAUUUGAACAAUGUUAUAUAAACAUUAAUAUUAUAAAAUUUCAGCUCUUCAUCUACUGAUCACCAAGACCUUGAAACAAUGGAAAGAGGAUAAGCCUCAACUAUUAGAGACCUCGAAUUCGGAAUCGACCGGUCAAUUGUCUACAAAGUCUUCUGGUCUACCUUUGGUUUGGGCGCAAAUGCUCAGAAGAUACUGGUUUUAAUAAACUUGACUUACUCGAUUGUUAUUGUCUUCUUCACCUUAACCAAGACUUGUCUAAGGCUUAUAAUUACCUUAAAAAUAUUGUCUUAGGCUUACAAUUACCUGAGAAAUCUGGUUUUAGGCUUAUAAUAUUGUCUUUUGGGUUCUUUUUGGUGUUGCUUUUGUUCUUAUUUUAGUAAGGUGUUUACUGACGGCUGUUCUAUAAGGUAUUUGUCUUAUUUUGGUCUUUAUAAAGUGUUGUACUUAAGGUUCAAUGCCAAAAACUGGAAUUUUUAAUCAAAAGUUACGUCAAAGAGGCUAUUAUUAGGUUGUUUAAAUAAUUCUGUGCUCCUUUCUCUUACAAAUUUGCUUUGAAGUGAGGUACAGAUUUUUUGAACAACUUAAUAUUAUACUAAACUAAAUUGUAUAAAAUACACUCUUUUCUUUUAAAAUCCAGGAUUUCAAAAUUAACUGAGAUCGUACUCUAAUGGUAAUCGUAUUUUACAGGAGACGCAGCCACAGUAAGCAACGAAAGUAAUUCUGGAGCCGAAGAGAAUGGCUCAAAGGGCGACGAAAAUCAUUUGUCCCAAAAACGAAGAGGUCCCAGGACUACCAUCAAGGCUAAACAGGUAUGUAUUGACUGGUAAAAAUAGAAAAGGCAAAACUUUAAAAUUAAAAAAAUUUUUUUUUAUUUUGAAAAUGAAAGUUCACUUUUACUCAUACUGCUAUAACAAGUUUUGUAAGAGACAAGAGUAGCUAUUAUACCUCUAUUGUAAGCGAUGUACGCUACUAUCUGGUUGCUCAAAUAGUUCUGAGCUUAUUCAAAACGAGUUUUUAGGAUUAGGGCUCAGAAUUAUUUGAACAACCGAAUAGCUCAAAAAACUUUUAAUUUGUAAAAUACGAUCCCUAUAAUGUUGUUGUUUCAGUUGGAAACCCUGAAAACCGCAUUUGCUUCAACGCCCAAGCCCACGAGACACAUUCGCGAACAGCUAGCCGCCGAGACUGGACUAAACAUGAGGGUUAUACAGGUAGGAGCCGUAAUUUUGACUUUAGUUUUUUGUUUAUAAAAGUACAAAAGACUGUAGUAAGUAUAGGAAUAGUCUGGCAACGAACUGCGGAUCUUUUUAUUUUCAGUUCAAAUAGCGGUCAAAAAGUUUGUAGAAAUGCUGUUUAUUUGGGAAGUUGUGUGGUUUUUAUGGCGUUUUUAGGCAUUUUUGGCUAAAUUCAGGUUUUACCUGAUUUAACAUAACUGUAUACCAUAGUAAAAUACAUUUUCUUAUCUGCAGUACUUAUCACUACUAUAAUAUAUUACCAAAUUUGCCGGCAAGACAACUUAUAGUAGCUUAUAUCUCUUACAAAAGUUGUCAUAUUAGUUUGUUCCAAUAAUUCUGGACCCGCUGCCUCAGAAAAUUUGUUUUGAGAGGGGCUCGGAAUUAUUUGAACUAAAUAUUGGGCCGUUCAAAAAAACUAUCCCCGACGACUUACUUUCAGAGGGGGCACAGAAUUAUUUGAAAAACUUUAUGUGAGGCUGGUCAAAUAAUUCUGAGCCUCUCUAACCCAGAAAAUGCGCUUUGAAAGGGGCUCAUAAUUUUUUGAACAAUUUAAUAGUAGCGCAUAUAUCUUACAAUAGAAGUUACAGUAACUUAUCUCUCUUACAAUAGAAGUUGUAGCAACUUAUACCCGUUACAAAAUAUGUUAUAGUAGAAUGGGUAAUCGAAUACCCCUUCCACCAAGUUUAAUUAGUCCCAAAGACCGUGGCCAAAAAACGGAUUAGGCAUUCGAAAAGACUUGGAAAUCGAAUUUGCUCGGCGAAUGAAAAUCCGACCCCCAGGGGAUUACGGUAAUUUCCGGAAAAACGCGGUAAACUUUUACGAAAUACCAUGUAAACUGUUGCCAAAAGAACAUAAAAGUUGGGUCAACAAGGUUUUUAAGGCACUAAAGUUGGAUUUAACAUCAUUUUAUGGGAAGAUACAAUAAGAUUUGGCAUUUUAUUACGUUGUUCAAAAAUUUCUGAGCUACCUCUUAAAGCAAAUUUGCAGGAUUGGUGGCUCAGAAUUUUUUGGACAAUUUAAAAUUAGCUGACUAGCUGAAACAGUAGACAAGAUCAUACCCCCAUGCCCUGACAAGUCCAUCUCCAUCUCAUUAGCGCGAAAUGUCACAACAUUUUGGCACUAUUCUAAUUAGGCCGACACCUGCUUAAGCGUUUCGAAUGUUCGGCCGAGCGGAAUGAAGCUCCCGGCUCCUUUUAUCUCGAGUUGAGUAAUCGCCAUGACAGAGUGCAUUUGGCCGUGUACAAACUCCUCAGCUCUCAAGGGGAUUACGGUAGUUUCGUACCGUAAUUGCAUUAGCCAACCUGACAGUCAGGCAACAUAACAUGUUAUAACUGGUUGUCCAAACAUGAAUGAGCUAUAUUUUUUGAAGGUUCCAAGUUACUGAAAAUUUGUUUGAGAAGGGGCUCAGAAUUAUUUGAACAGCCAAAAUUAUUUUAAAAAUAUUAUAAAUCAAGCACUUCAUCUUGAAUAUAACUUUAGGUAUGGUUCCAAAAUCGGCGGAGCAAAGAAAGGCGGAUGAAACAGAUGAGAAUCAAUGGAAAUUACCGUGGUAAUCGACGACAAAGACAGAAUAACAACAGAGACGAUGAUGAGCCACAAAACAUGGACUUUUUGCCUUUAGGUAAGGGUUUUUACCAAGUUCUGCUGAAUUAUCAUCAGAAUCAAAUUACAGUCAUUUUGGUAAAGGGAACAGAAUUAUUUGAACAACCGACUACUCUCUUUGCCAAAAUUUAUUUUAAAUUUUUCAGAAUCCAACCUCCCCACGCCUCGGUUCCAAACAAUCCAGUUCUCAACAAAUCCACCCCCAAACACAACUACCCUACCCUUGAUUCCACACACUCCCAACCCACCACCUCUAGCAACAUACGAUCUGUAUACCGCCGGUUCCAUCGAUGAAAUUCCGUUGGAUUUCUUGGGGAAUCCGAUGGAAACCAGUGCCAUUCCUUUUUGGACCACCCCCAACCUGGAUGACUUUAACAAGUUGACUGCGAAUGUGUAG